Eublepharis macularius is the source of this 2501-nucleotide messenger RNA. It is a transcript of the gene ATP1B4, whose product is annotated as ATPase Na+/K+ transporting family member beta 4. Bases 372 to 1346 code for a protein of 324 amino acids. Lineage: Eukaryota; Metazoa; Chordata; Lepidosauria; Squamata; Eublepharidae. The record is from RefSeq and is a predicted model, not a curated record. The transcript has 9 exons. Gene Ontology annotation, cellular component: sodium:potassium-exchanging ATPase complex; nuclear inner membrane. Gene Ontology annotation, biological process: regulation of DNA-templated transcription; potassium ion transport; sodium ion transport.
UAGGUCCUGCUAUUUUGUAAUACCGAAUGAACUGAUCCCCAGCUACCAAAGACAGAGACAACAGUGAUUCUCUUCCCAGAGAGACUCUCAUUUUCCUGGAAUUUCUCUUAAAGUAGACCACAUUGUUCAAGUCUACAACUAUUCUUUUUGAAGAGGGUCUUCAUUCCUAUCUGGACUCCUAUUGCAUGAGCUCAUCUGCCUAAUGAAAGCAAUUCACUUAUUGACUUUCCGCUUACAGCUUACCUCUUCCUUGCAACGUCGAAAAAACAACACUUUUCACCCGCUGCCGGAGGUGACGCCUAAGAAAGAGGUUUCUUCUUGGUCAUUUGUGUUUGAUUUCACUUCUCAGUCUGCUUCCCAUAAAUAUAACCAUGGAAAUGAAUGCCACCUCCGGAGGCUCUGAGGACCACCAUGGGAACUAUAAGCCGAGGCUGGAAAAUAGGGAUGAAGAGAGAGCUCAACAGCACACAGGAGAAGACAAAGAGGAAAGGAAGCCACCAGCUAUGGCCAAGAAAACAUGGGGUGACAUGAUGAAAGAGCUGAAAGUCUUCCUGUGGAAUCCCGAGACCAGGGAAUGUUUGGGCAGAACAGCUCACAGCUGGGGCCGAAUAUUCCUCUUUUAUCUAGUUUUUUACCUUUUCUUGGCUGGAAUGUUUGCAGCUUGUUUGUAUGGACUGGUGCUUACCCUGAGCCCAUACACACCUAAAUACAGGGAUAGAGUCUCUCCACCAGGAGUUAUGAUUAGACCGCACGUUAAACACGGAUUCAGCAUUUCCCUCAAUAUGUCAGAUCCCAAAUCGUGGCAACCUUAUGUGGAAAACUUACAGCAGUUCCUAGAAGCUUAUAAUGACAGUGUUCAAGAAAGCAAAAAUACCGUGUGCACACCUGGCAAUUAUUUCAUCCAAGACACUGGAGAAAGCACCAUGAAACAUGCUUGCCAGUUCAAGCGAUCCUUGUUAAAAAAUUGCUCAGGGCUGGAAGAUGAGACUUUUGGUUAUUCCCUGGGACAUCCGUGCAUCUUGCUAAAGAUUAACCGAAUCAUUGGCUAUCGGCCUGGUUAUGGGACUCCAGUGACAGUGGAGUGCAAAGCGCAGAAAGGUAAUGAAAGUGAUAUCCAAGCAGUGGAUUUCUAUCCAAACACCACAUUUGAUCCCAUGUACUUUCCUUACUAUGGCAAAUCAACACAUGUGAAUUACACAUCCCCGCUGGUAGCCAUACAGUUUACUGUCAUCAAGAACCAAUUAAUCCCUAUUCAAUGUCAGCUGAAUGGAGUCGGCAUAAUCAAUGAUAAGCAUAAUGACCGUUUUUUGGGACGAAUUAUUUUUUCAUUGUCUGUCACAGAAUAGACCGGAGAAACACCUGCUCCUGGGCAUUUAUUUUCCUUCUUUUUAUGGCAAUCAAAUCCUCUCUUUUAAUGGAAAAUGGAAAUUCCAAACUUGUUUUAGGGGACUACUUGAAUUUUCUUUUUUAAAACAAAACCCCAAAAUAAGGACAUUUCAUAAAAUACUGACACUAUCACUAGCCAUAACUGAUCUUGCACAAGUCAGGAGAGACGCACAAGUCAGGAGAGGAUUCUUCGUUUUUAAAAAUACACGUAAGAUAGUCCAAUUAGAUUUCCAGGGCUGCAUGACAUUCAGUUGUCGUUUAUUUCACCCCUACCCCAAAGUUCUAAAGGAACCAUAUGUACUAAUUCACCUUUACACUUUUUUCCCUGAAUUUGUUUCCUGGAUAGAAGUGAAUCAGCUGACUCCCAUUCUCAUCCCAGCAUAGUGCGCUAUGGUAGGCAUUCUUUUAGACUUCAGCAAGGGAGCCAGGAGUUUAUGUAAAUGAUUAAAAGCUCCCCUCUUGAUUUUUAAAAGUAAAAUCAGCAGCUACCUUCAGAAACUGUCACUCAAGUACAUCUAAAGUUCACUCCUGCUAAUUUUGGGCUGAUGAUAAAGACACCCAGUUCUGAAGUUACGAAAUUUUGCAAGAAUGGUUAGAGCUAGCCAUAAAGGUAGUGGUGGUGGUAAUACUUGUCAACCUAUCACAGUCUAAAACUUUUCAUGCAAUGGCAUCUAUCUAGAAGGGCACAAGUCCCAUACCCAUAUUCUGUAGUGAUAUUCAGGCUCUAUUCAAAUGCUAGUGAUGAACUACAAAAACCUAUGCCAGGGUCCAUCUUAUAUAAGAAGUUUUUUCUACUACCAUGUUUGUCAAAAGAGGGAACGGCCUCUCUAAAUAUAACUUCUGGGCACCAUGUCAGGACAGCUCUGGUGCACACAGAAAAGCAACCUGAGAGUAGCCCCUCAUUUCCCCCUGCAGACUCAUCAUAGCUCAAGAUAGGAGAUCCCAGAAAAUUCUGCAGUAUCUUUUAUUGUUCUUUUUGGCUUUUGGUAGCCAGGAUAGGGCAAGUUGUGGUUUAAUCAAUGCAAAUGAAAUUUUUGUUAACAUAUUUUUAAUUGCUGCAUAUGCUUUGGCUAGGAUGGACUACACAUCAAAAUAAGUAAAUCUCUAUCAAUGCA